AUGUACACGAUACUUCCAGGGAGCUUUGUUGUAUUGCAAGCAAUAGGACUUUGGAAAUCUCAUACACAUCAAAAAUACAAUAAUGAAAAUUCAUCACUGAUAUACAAUUUUUGGUAUCGACUUCGUACAUUUGUAAUAUUCUUUCUUAUUUAUUCAUUUACAAUUACUGGAAUAACUGGAUUAAUAUCUACUACUAAAAAUAUUGGAGAUGUUACAAGUGACUGUUUUAUAUUAUUAUCUAUUUUUGCUAUUUGUGGUAAAAUAGCUAAUAUUGUAUGGAGUCGUAAAACAAUUAUUUUGAUAUUAAAUACACUUGAAACAAAUCCAUGCAAGCCGAUUAAUGACGAUGAAAUUAUUAUUCAAGAAAAAGUUGAUCGUCUUAUUUGGCACAGCACACUUGUAUAUGGAAUAUUAACAGAAAUAACAGUAUUUAUGGUAACAUUUGGUACCUUGUUAUUAAAAUUACCAAUAGGUACUUUGCCAUACAAUACUUACCUACCAUGGGAUUAUUCACACGGAUUUUUGUACUGGCUUGCUUAUGGUUACCAAAUAAUAAGUGUCUGUUUAUCCGCUAACUCAGACAUCGGCUUUGAUACUCUUGUUCCAGGACUUAUGCUGCAAAUAACCGCUAAAUUAGAAAUACUAAAAUAUCGUUUUAUUAAUUUAGUCGAUACGCUUAAAUUAACAACCCACUGGAAUAGUAAUAAAAGUAAUAAAAAUAAUUUGGAGAUUGAAAAUAAAUUAAUUGCUGAUUACGUAAAAUUAGCUGACACCAUUAACGAAACAUUUAAUAAAGUUAUAUUUCUUCAAUUUUUUAUAAGCUCUAUUGUAUUAUGCAUAAGUGUUUAUAACUUGGCUAUUUUAGAUGCUUUUUCAACUGAAUUUACUAGCAUUGUGCUUUAUUUAUCUUGCAUGUUGAUGGAAAUUUUUAUUCUUUGUGCAGCUGGCAAUCAAGUGACAGUAGUGAGUUCAACAUUAAGUGACGCUAUUUAUAAUACUGACUGGAUAAAUUUAAAUACAUCAACCGUGAAAAGUUUAAUAAUUAUAAUGAAUCGUGGACAAAAACCAAUUAUUUUUUCAAGUGGAAGUGUUAUUAAAUUAUCAUACGACUCUUUUAAAACGUUAAUUAAAAUGUCUUACUCUGCAUAUAAUGUGCUACAACGGACC
Molecule: messenger RNA, 1167 nt
Organism: Cotesia congregata
Lineage: Eukaryota; Metazoa; Arthropoda; Insecta; Hymenoptera; Braconidae
Source: the annotation of a GenBank genome assembly